AUGAUAAAACUAAAGAAGAAAAACCGCGAAAAACAGCACCCGAAGGCAGCCCGGGGUGCCCAUACACCCGAAGAUGCAGAAACAGGGAAGCGGCACCGUUUGCAAGUAGAUUCUGCCUCUGUCUCGCAGGAUAUGGGGAUUAAGAAGAAAGCUAAGACUUCUUCUUCUUCUUUUCCCUCUGCAUGCAGCAAAGAAGCCUCUAAGACGGCUUCCACUGCAGGUACAGCUACCGAGAAUAUUAGUCUUAACGGAGGUGUUGUUGAUUGCGAAAGACUGCGAAGAGCUAUUGGAGCGCUCUGUCGUCACGUGCAAAAGAAGCAAAAAGAAGAAGAGAUUCAAGAUCUCCUUGCUAAUAGCGGAGGCCCCAUGGUUUCUUUGAUGUUUUCUCUGCAAAAUGUUCCUGAAGGCCAGCGCAUAUACCCCCAUCUUAUCCCUCACGAUGCUUCAGGCGAGGUGUGUUUGAUUGUAAAGGACCCGCAGCGGAAGUGGAAGGACAUAGUUGCAGCAGCGCAGCCUUCUUUAUCUUUUAUAAAGAAAGUAAUUUCUUAUAAAAAGCUGUCAAAGAAAUUUCCUCAGUUUGCAGAUAAACGAAGCCUCUGCAGCGCCUACGAUCUCUUUCUAGUCGAUUCAAAAGUCAAAGAAAAGGCUGCCCUUGCCUAUACGUGUGGGGCCCUCAACAAUAGAAAGAGAAGCAAAGAAAGCGCAUAG
Eimeria acervulina is the source of this 708-nucleotide messenger RNA. RefSeq lists its product as hypothetical. Bases 1 to 708 code for a protein of 235 amino acids. The transcript has 3 exons. The record is from RefSeq and is a predicted model, not a curated record. Lineage: Eukaryota; Apicomplexa; Conoidasida; Eucoccidiorida; Eimeriidae.